Molecule: messenger RNA, 1106 nt
Organism: Thecamonas trahens ATCC 50062
Lineage: Eukaryota; Apusomonadida; Apusomonadidae
Exons: 2
Coding region: 46-1086 (346 amino acids)
Molecular function (GO): protein binding
Source: RefSeq, a predicted model, not a curated record
GACGGGCACGGGCACGGACACGGGCGGCGCCACCUCUCCUACUAGAUGUCGUCGCUUAGCCAAAAGACCAAGCAGUGGAUUGUGGCCGGAGUGGGCCUGGGUGCGGUCACCGGUGUGGCCAUCUUCCUCUGGCGCCAGUCCAAGCGGAGGCGGCUGCUGCGGGUAGAGACGGACCUAGAGGUGGUGGACUCGUGGGAUGAGGCCGACCUGGCCAAGAUGAAGAUUGCCGAGGAUCAGGCGUCGCGAGAGCUGGACUAUGAGCACCAGGCGGUGGUGCUGGAGAACAUGGCGCUGUUCUACACUCGGCGAGGCAAGCACGAGGACGCGGCGCUUGCGCUCAAGACCCUGCUCAAUGUGCAAGAGAAGGUGUAUCAGACGUCGGUGUGCAAGGAGCGGGCGGCAACGCUGUUUAAGCUCGGCCUCUCGUACGGGCACUCUGGCCAACCGCUGCUAGCUGUGGCGGCCUUUGAGCGGCUUGUCGAGCUGGAGACUCGCCUUGGUGUGGUCUUCCACCAGGCGUACCAGCCGCUGGCUGCGAUUUACAUCGAGAUGGGCCAGUACGCCAAGGCGCAGGAGUUGUACGAGACGGCGCUCGCGGAGGGCGCUGGUGAGCUCGGCUACGCCGCCCGCAAGUACCUCGACGGUCUCGCGGUGUGCCUCUUGGAGCAGGGCGUCGAGCUGGACCGCGCCCGCGAUCUCUUUGAGCAGGCUCGCGACAUGGCGGCCGAGCUGCCGGCCGAGCUCGGCGGGCCGGUGGAGUACGCCAUGGCUCUCAUCCACCUCGCCCGCUUCCACUCCAAGACAGAGGACAUGGCGACGGCGGCGACGCUGCUGGACGACGCCGUCAAGACCCUCAAGGGCGCGACCGGGCGCUCGCACCCGGACCUGCCGGGCACGCUCUCGGACCUCGCCCGCAUCAAGCUCGCGCUUGGCGACUACGACGGCGCAGAGGCCGCCCUUGUCGAAUGCAAGGAGACGCUCGAGCUCGGCGGUCUGGCCAACGUCGACGACAUUGCCCGGACUCAGAUGUCGAUCGACAACGUCCGCCGCGAAAAGGCCAACGCCGUGCGCGCUCCCCUCAUCUAAUAACACCUGGUACAGUUGCC